AUGUCUUACCAUCCUCAGACGCCUCAAAGUCCCUCCCAUUUUUCACCCGCAACGUCGUCUGACCCGACGGCGGGCCUCUGUUCCGGCGGCCCGUCGACCUUGACAGCCACUCUCCCGACACCUGCGCACAGCGUCAUCGGAAGCAGCUCACAUCUCGACAUUACAAUGUCUGAUGAAUCACCGCACAAGAGGAAGCGCGAUGUGGAUGACAAUGGUGACCGUCAUCGCAAGAAGAUGCAUUUCGAGGAUAGUAAGUUGGGUAUUGAGGACCUGCAUUUAGAUGUUGGCCCGAAGUACCUGCUUUGUCAAACUCAGCACCCUGAACCGUUACCUCGAACGUCUGAAGACUUGUACGCCAUGUUUGGCCUCGCCGAUCUUGCCGCCGAAGUCGCCCGAGAAAAGCCAAACGGUGAGAAGAAUGCUUUGCGGAAGACGUACAAGGGUCACAUUAAGCGGUUAGGUGUUGCUGGUCAUUUCGAUGUGCAGAAGAAAAAGGAGGACGCACCGUCAGAAUUCAUGGCCAUGAUCCAGGUUCCCGAGUUGGAAUGGAAUGUUCACCAAGUCAAAGGUCGUGAGAUUUCCGAUGGGCUGUCAGAGACGACCCUAUCCAACCUCGGACGAGCAAUGACCAUGUGCAAAGGCCCCAUCCCCAGGUCUGUAUGGGACACGUCGGUUUUGGGAGAUUUGGCACCAUCCAGCGGAAAUCCUUCAAAGCCCCUCUCUGCGAAACCGUCAGUGCCGAACAUGCCUCUCGCCCCGACCCCCAACGCCAUGGGCCGACCAAAGACUCAGGUUGCAGCGGGCCAGGAUCCCAUUCGACCUCGCAGGAACAUCAAAAAGCGAUCUUACGGCGACAGCAGUUUUGAAGGCUAUGGCGAAGGGUUUCCAGACGAUGACGGAGGUAUGGACACGGGAUACUCAACCGGAGAAGGCGAAAGCGGGCAGAAGCGACGCAAGAAGAGCUCUGGAAAUACACCGCAAAAUCCUAUCAUGCGACAGCAAAGUUACGGCCCUGGAAUGGUGGGAGCUUGA
Messenger RNA from Ustilaginoidea virens, 1032 nucleotides. RefSeq lists its product as uncharacterized. NCBI's taxonomy places the organism in Eukaryota, Fungi, Ascomycota, Sordariomycetes, Hypocreales, Clavicipitaceae. The coding region runs from base 1 to 1032 and encodes 343 amino acids. Gene Ontology annotation, cellular component: mediator complex. Gene Ontology annotation, biological process: regulation of transcription by RNA polymerase II. The record is from RefSeq and is a predicted model, not a curated record. Gene Ontology annotation, molecular function: transcription coregulator activity. The transcript is spliced from 3 exons.